Molecule: messenger RNA, 1884 nt
Organism: Poecilia latipinna (sailfin molly)
Lineage: Eukaryota; Metazoa; Chordata; Actinopteri; Cyprinodontiformes; Poeciliidae
Gene: plcxd1.1
Product: phosphatidylinositol-specific phospholipase C, X domain containing 1, tandem duplicate 1
Exons: 7
Coding region: 769-1731 (320 amino acids)
Biological process (GO): lipid metabolic process
Molecular function (GO): phosphoric diester hydrolase activity
Source: RefSeq, a predicted model, not a curated record
GGGGGGAUCCCAAAUGCAUCAUAUAACAUUUAUAGUAAUGUGUUUUUUUUAUGUAAAAAUUCUAACCAUUCACUCCAUCCUUUUCAAAGUACCUUCUUAAAACUUAUUUUGUCGCCAUCACUCUGACCUCUGACCUCUGAGUUUGGAGCAUGGUGUACCUGAGAGCCACACCCCAUUACCUGCUCUCACCUGGCGCUCUCCACCUCCGCCGUCUUGAGGAGGAAAGCAGUUCCUGUAGUGUGUGUGUGUUUGUGUGUGUGGGGGGGACACCGCUGCAGAGACGCAGGCCAUUUAAAUCUGAGGGCUCCUUUAAGAGAACUGCCUCUCCGUAUCUGCUGAUCUGUCACCCGGCUGCAUCAUCCUGCUGCAACUCCCGGCGGGACAACAGCGCUGUCCGCUCGGUGCACCUCAGGAGGAGGAGGAAGUCAUGCUAAACCAUCGAUAAUCGAUGAUGAAAAUCUAAAAUAAAUAAAAAAAACGAAUUAAAAAAAAAUGCGCACUCAAUGCAAAAAAAAGUGAGCUGAUGGAAAAAACAGAAGCGGUAGAUUUUCUUUCCUUCUCGGACGUGCUGCUGUGAAAUGAUGGCCGCGCAGAAAGCAGCUCUGUUUCCGGGCUCUGCGGGAUGGGCGGCUCGUCUUGGUACCUCGCUGCUGGUGCUGCUGUAGUCAGCCUGUCCCGUGGUUCGGCCGGUUCCGCCGGUCGGCAGUCAGCAGCUGCGGUUUGAACAACGUGUGGUUUUCUAAGGGAGAGUGAGCGGCGCCGCUCAGCAUGUCCGGAUGCAGCGAGCUGAGCCUGAGGGAGCUGCCCAUGGAGAGCUGGAUGUCUCACCUGCCAUGCGCCCUGUGGGACACCCCGCUGUACCACCUGGCCAUUCCGGGCAGCCACAACGCCGUAACGUACUGCCUGGACAUGAACGACCGGUCUCCCGUGGACCCCAUGCAGCCGGACAUGCUCCAGAAGCUGGACAAAUACAUGAAGCCCCUCAUUCGCCCUUUUGUGUACAAGUGGGCGAUAACGCAGGAGUUCACCAUAAAGCAGCAGCUGGACUGCGGGGUUAGAUACUGCGACCUGAGAAUCGCACACAGACCCAACGACCACUCCACGGACCUGUACUUCUACCACGGCGUCUACACCACGCUCACCGUCGAGACCGUCCUCUCGGAGAUAAAGGAAUGGCUGGACGCUCAUCCAAAAGAGGUGGUGCUUCUGUCCUUCAGCCACUUCCUCGGUCUGAACCAGGAGCUCCACAUCCGGCUGCUCACCAACAUUCGCAACACAUUCGCCUCCAAACUCUGCCCUAAAACGGAGGUGCUAACUCUUCGAAAUCUGUGGGCUUUGGGCUACCAGGUGAUUGUGUCCUACGAACACAGCAUUUCCAGCUCCCACAGCGACCUGUGGCCUCACAUUCCCUACUGGUGGGCCAACAAGUGCAAAGCCGAGGCGCUCAUCGAGGAGUUUGAGGCCAGAAAGCAACACGGUAGACCAGGCGGUUUCUUUGUCACCGGGAUCAACCUGACGGAGGACCUGAAGUACAUCUGCACCCACCCCACCGAGUCCCUGAAGGACCUGGUGAUGUCCACGUACCCAGCGCUGCUCGGCUGGGUCAGGGAGCAGACGCCCGGCCCCAGAGCGGGCUCCCUCAACAUCAUCGCCGGGGACUUCAUCACAGAGAGCCACUUCGCACCCACCGUCGUCACGCUGAACGAGAAGCUGCUGAAGUGGUCCUCAUGACUUCUCUCUCUAGAAAAAGCGCAGAGCGUCUGCAGAAGCAGGGCAGACAUCAGAGCAUGUAAAGUCGUUACACAAGUUUGUUUUGAUCGGAUUGAUGAAAACAUUUUUUUUUUUACCUCUUGAAUUAUUUAUUUGACCGUAAAUGCACUUACG